AUGCAAAAUGUACUUCCACUUCUACUGGUUAUACGUAAAUGUCAGUGUCCGGAUACGCAUCGUGACAUGAACCCCUCAAAACCGGGACGUGAGUGCGUAAGUUAUACUGGCAUAAACGAAUGCGAACGUAAAGAAUGGAAUGAGUGUGAUGAGCAUGCUCGAUGUAUCGAUCAGGACCAUCUAUACAGGUGUGAAUGCAUAAAACCAUAUGUUAAUGCAGCACCACCGGGAAAAUUGCCGGGUUCGGUAUGCCGUAUCGAUUAUUGCUCUGAUGUGAACUUUUGUCCUGCAAAUACUACUUGUCAAAACAUAGAAACAGGGGCUGAAUGCAUUUGCAAAGAAGGCUACGUGGAUCUUCGAGCUAGUCCAUAUCGAGAUCAACUUAACUAUCCAGAAAAUGUGUACUGUUUACGGCUACAGGAUGUUAAUGAGUGUGCUCUUGGUCUUACCAACUGUAGUACAGUAGCAAUUUGCAUUGAUCUACUGAUUGGUUACAAAUGUCGUUGCCCAGAUGGAUAUGUGGAUGGUAAUCCGGAUGAACCGGGUCGAAUAUGUGCAGCACAGUUGUGCGGCUUAUGUAACGGACACGGUGAUUGCAUAUACAAUGAAGCGACUAAAAAUGUUACAUGUUCAUGUGUUGAUGGUUAUACCGGAGAAUUUUGCGAGAUUGAACCAUCCAAGACACUUAUAUUACUCUUCCUGAUUCUGGCUAUUAUAUUGUUACUUCUAUCACUAUGCUUCUGCUUAUAUUUGUGCUCAAAGCUCAGGUGUUUCCGGCGAAGGACAGAAACAAGUGUUGGAAGUGGUCGAGAGAUUCUCAGUUCCGAUUACUAUUCUAUUCCACGAGCAAAAUUAAAACGACGUGAAGUAGAUGAGACCGCCUCAGCGGAAGCGAGUAGCCGUCAGCUGCAACGUUACUUGGAUGACGGAGGUUCCAUUUCGGGUGAAUCAUCUGGUUCGUCAGUUCAGUUCGAAAGGCGAGUUAUCACCGACAUCACGACGCACGAAAUCAAAAAAACCAUUUAUCAUGAUCCGGAAACUGGACAAGCAAUUUAUGAAGUUACUGCCACAGCUAGCAGUAAUGCAGGUGAUGGUGGCUAUUCACAGUUUCUGCGUCCACCCAUUGAAAUCGAAUCUGAGCAGCAUGCAGGCGAAACAGAACGUACCGCGCGUUCUUCAGAUUCAGUACCACGGAGUGAGUCAAUGCCACGAAUAAGUGGAAGUGGAAGAGGUACAAUACGUGAAAGUGGAUCACGUGAAUAUACAGCUACCCGAACUACUCGUCAAAUGGCAGAUGAUUACGAUAAAAAAGAAACAUAUAGUCAAGAAGAAGAAAUUGAUGACGCCGUCUUUGAUAGAACCACUAAGCUUUCUGCCCGACGUGAUUUUGUGCCAGCAGAAUACGGACAUGGUGGAACGGAGCGAAGGCGCAACGAAUUGUCCACUACGACCAGAUCACAGGAGACAAGUUACUAUUAG
This is a messenger RNA of Acanthocheilonema viteae, 1479 nucleotides long. The record is from the annotation of a GenBank genome assembly. NCBI's taxonomy places the organism in Eukaryota, Metazoa, Nematoda, Chromadorea, Rhabditida, Onchocercidae.